GAAACCAUCAGUAUCUUGGUCUGUUUAAACUUUUAAAAUUCUUAUCAAAGUUGAUGCAACAAUGAUCACUUUCAAUGGGACUCAGGAGACAUCCUUGGAAACUAUGAGAGAAAACUACGUAGUGACAGCACCCAGUCCAGAGCUCACAACCCCUGCUGUGAUAGAAAGAGAAGUCGUGGCCGUGGGCUAUAUUCUUAGUGCGGUAUCCAUUUUGAUCAUCUCCACCAACCUUUUAGUCGUUAUUGCCCUGGUCCUCCUCAUCCGCAAGAGGGGCUGCCAGAGCUGGUGUUUUGUCUUAAACCUAUCCAUAGCGGACAUCCUGGUUGGCGUGGCUAUCACUGGCAUUGCCACCGAUGCUCUCGAAGGAACGACGGCCUCCAUGGAGAAGGGCAUUUGUUUGUUGCGCAUGACCUUUAUCAUGGCACCCUCUGCAGCCUCCAUCUUAACCAUGUUCUUGAUCUCACUGGACCGCUACGUAGCUAUCAAGUUGCCACUGCGCUAUUCGCAGUUAAUGAACGGUAAGAUGAUUGCUGGGGCUCUGGUUCCCGUCUGGCUCAUUUCAGUGACUGUGGGAUUUUCACCCAGCAUUUUGAAAACAUUGCAGAAGGAAGGCUAUCACAAAGUCUGCACAUUCUUCUCCGUCAUAGAGCCAAAGAGCAUCAUUGUGGUCUUCUGCCUUUUUUUCUUUCCAUUACUCUCAGUCUUCAUCUAUUUUUACAUGGACAUCCUGAAAAUUGCCUGUGGCCAUCAGAAGCGCAUCCGUGCCCAGCAAGCAGGUUCACGCAUUCUGACGUCUAGCCGUUAUUGGGGUCAUGUAAAAGCCCUGCGGACUGUUGCCGUGCUGAUUGGUUGCUUCACACUCUGCUGGUGCCCCUUUUUUGUGGUCAGUAUUGUGCAGGCAUUAUGUCCAACCUGUGAACUUUAUGACUUUUUGGAGAACCAACUCUGGCUGCUGGGGCUCUCAAACUCCCUAAUAAAUCCCCUUGUUUAUGCUUGCUGGCAGCGGGAGGUGAGAAGCCAGAUCUGUGAGAUCUUCGCUCAUAUUAAAGUUGGGUUGCGUUGUGUGACACAUUCUGAGACGGCAGACAGAUGCCCCACAGACCACCCGAUUGUCACUCAGGCAGUAAGGUUUCAUGACAAGAUGCUAGCCACCCCAUUAAAUUAUAGGUCUGUCACAAUUCCUGAACAACAUCCAGAAAAUAUUUCCAAUAGAUAGGAUAUCCUUUUAGUCCACUGACCAUGAAACUGUAAAAGGUUUAGAAAAAAUGCUACAUCCAUUAAUGGAUACAGAGCCCAGAGUAUCUGUCCAAAUACAACAGACAACGCUUUAUUUGAACACAAUACAUUAUAACCAAAUCAC
Molecule: messenger RNA, 1360 nt
Organism: Cyprinus carpio (common carp)
Lineage: Eukaryota; Metazoa; Chordata; Actinopteri; Cypriniformes; Cyprinidae
Product: glucose-dependent insulinotropic receptor-like
Biological process (GO): G protein-coupled receptor signaling pathway
Cellular component (GO): membrane
Molecular function (GO): phosphatidylcholine binding; G protein-coupled receptor activity
Source: RefSeq, a predicted model, not a curated record